Peniophora sp. CBMAI 1063 is the source of this 1086-nucleotide messenger RNA. Lineage: Eukaryota; Fungi; Basidiomycota; Agaricomycetes; Russulales; Peniophoraceae. The record is from the annotation of a GenBank genome assembly.
AUGAGCGCCGCGGCCGCCCUUCCCUCCAGUUCAAUCGCAGGCUUUCCGGCUCCGGCUACUGCGUCUGGAUUUCCUGCCGGCUCGGUACCGAGCGGCGCUGCUCCCAUCAGCGGGAGCGUAAACGUUCUUACGUGGCAGGGCUCCUCGCUCUUCUCGCUCGUUUUUUCGACCUACUUGUUCGGGAUUAUCACUCACCAGGUGAUCACGUAUCGCGCACAAGCCCGCGGGGAGAAACUGCUGCGAUGUUGGGUAUACUGGCUAUGGGCACUGGUUGCAACGGGAACUUCAAUUGACAUCUACAACUGCUGGACGGUCGUACAAAGCAUCGAGAUGUAUCUUCUGAAGGGCGCGGGAGUGAGCAUAGCUGAUGCUGUCGUUGGCUCAACAGCGGAGAUGCUUGUUCAGCUCUACUUUAUCCGCGGUAUCUGGAAAGUGCGAAAGGAGCUCUAUCCAGAUUCGAAGAUCACCCUGGCUAUGUGUGGUACAUAUGUUCUUCUUGCAUUCGCGUCGAUGGCGACAUGGAUCUUGAGUAUGGCCUUCUCCGUUGGUGUCUUCGACUUGACCAAGAUCCAGGAAGUUAUCACAAUCAAGCUGUCAUUGGCUAUCAUCUUGGAUCUUUGCAUCACAUUCGACCUGGUCGUACUUCUCCGCAACAACACGAGCGAGUUCCCAAGCUACAAGCGGCGGGGCGAGAAUAGGUUCGAAGCUCUGAUCAUCUUCCUUGUAUCCCGAGGGACGGCUCUAGUUGCCACUCAGAUAGUCGCCCUGACAUUGACGUAUACUGUUGAUCUGAUAUCAGGCAUCAUCAUGAUCACGUCGUGUCUCCCUAAGAUCUACGUUUGGUCCAUGCUCCUCGUGAUUCUGAACCGGGAAGGGAGGCACACGUCGAUGCAAGCGUCCGAGCUUUACAGAUCUCGGUCCAUCCCGCUACCGGAGUUGGACUCGGUCGUGAUAGAGAGUGAGUCUUUCGAGCAAACGCGGUCAUACGAAGCGCAUCCUCUUGGGCCUGUUCGGACCCGGACGCGUACCAGCAACACGUCGUCGCACGAGAAACCGGACGGCGCUCAGGAUGUAUACUCGACGUGA